Molecule: messenger RNA, 543 nt
Organism: Drosophila subpulchrella
Lineage: Eukaryota; Metazoa; Arthropoda; Insecta; Diptera; Drosophilidae
Exons: 1
Coding region: 1-543 (180 amino acids)
Molecular function (GO): chitin binding
Source: RefSeq, a predicted model, not a curated record
AUGCUCCGUUGCCUGUUCGUGAUGAAAUUAUUUAUGAAAAAUAAAUGCGAAAUUUCACCCAGGAUGCUGGCUGCCCUGCUCCUGCUCCCGAUGAUGGGCGGAACAUCCGCCUCCACCGAAAACAGAACCACGAAUGCAACAUGCAGACAUGCCACGGACAUGUGGGGAGAUCCGGACCCCAACAUAUUCUACGUGUGCUCCGAUGGACAACCGCUGCAGCUGGAGUGUCCGCCGGGUCGGGGAUUUUUCAGCGGUCUCGGCUAUCUGGGAUGUGUGCCCUAUGGCCAGUGGCCGGCCUGCCGGCCCUCGGAGGAGCAGGUGGCCACCGAGUUGUCAGCUGGCUGUGACAGGAACACGGGCACCGUGCCGUCGCCCUGGGCCUCUCCGGACCCCAAUCAAUUCUACCUGUGCCCCGGGUCAAAGGCCACACCUCUGCUGCUCAACUGCGCCGGGGGCAAGGGAUUCGUGGCCAGUUCAGAGGUGGUCGGCUGUGCGGAUUGGGCAACAUGGCGCCGCCAGCUGCUGUGCGAGGCCUUCUACUGA